Molecule: messenger RNA, 150 nt
Organism: Glarea lozoyensis ATCC 20868
Lineage: Eukaryota; Fungi; Ascomycota; Leotiomycetes; Helotiales; Helotiaceae
Exons: 2
Coding region: 1-150 (49 amino acids)
Source: RefSeq, a predicted model, not a curated record
AUGAGCUCGCCUGCUGGUCCCUGCUCUGUAUAUUUCUGGCCUCCGCCCGCCGGCGCUCGUCGUCGAAUCUCCUCUGAUCCUCGCAUUGGCAGACCAAUUGCACUUCUGGCUAUCGCACCGCUCCCAGCAAACGAGGCGUAUCACAAUUGA